AUGGCUGAUACUGCUGCUCCUGCCGCUGCCCCUGCUCCUGCGAGCCCCACCAAGGCUAAGAAGCCUAAGGCUCCGAAGGCCGCUGGUGCCAAGAAGGUUGUCCCUGCACACCCUCCUACGGCCCAGAUGGUCAACGCCGCCAUCAAGAACUUGAAGGAACGCGGAGGUUCCUCCCUUCAAGCGAUCAAGAAGUACAUCGCCGCAACCUAUAAGAUCGAUGCUGAGAAGCUUGCUCCUUUCAUCCGCAAGUACCUCAAGUCUGCCGUCACCGAUGGCAAGUUGGUGCAAACCAAGGGCAAGGGUGCCUCUGGUUCCUUCAAGCUGAGCGCCACUACCGCCGCCCCUAAGAAGGAAAAGGUGGUCAAGCCCAAGAAGCCUGCAGGUGAGAAGAAAGUGACCAAGACUAAGGCUGCCAAGCCCAAGAGGGCUACCGGCGAGAAGAAGGUCGCUAAGCCAAAGAAGGCCGUGGCUGAAAAGAAGGUUGCGAAGAAGCCCGCUGCUCUGAAGAAGGCCAAGUCGCCGAAGAAGGACAAGAAGCCCAAGGUCGCCGCAGCCAAGCCCAAGACACCCAAGGCUAAGAAGGUCGUUGCUAAGAAGCCCGCCGCCAAGAAGGCUGCCCCUAAGAAGGCCGCUGCCAAGAAGGCCUAAGUCUUCUCCAUCUCCUGGGAUCCCCCAACCAGCCCUUUUCAGGGCUACCAAAUAAUUCAUUUCAAAGUUCAAAAGCAAAGUUUACACUUAGCCAUCUCACUCAUUCCGGCUACGGCCCCAUGGGUGUUCUCAUAAUAAAAAUCUGACGUAUGUCGUGCUCUCUUCGGAGAGUACGUUUUCCAUAUAUUAUCAUGUACAUGCUUAGUAUCUAUGCUAAUUAAGAAAAUGCCAUCAAACUGAUUCCCUGCCUGAGAAUGGGAUUGCUCGGCCGGCUAACAAAAUGCGUUCCUCCUUGCAUUACAAUUAGAUGGACGCAUUUUUAUCCUCCCUGUCCCUGUAAGACCGUGUGCCCGGUGCCCCCUCCUUCAGAUGGAUUUAAUAUAAGCGUCCAUCGGGCCGAGAGUGGCUAAUUUUUUCGAAUUCCGAUGAGCAGUUCCAGGCGAAUUGAAUUUUUGGGGUGACACUUGUAAUGUUUGCUUACAAAGUAAUUGUUAAUAAUUGGAGAUAUUCCAGAUUUGAAUCUCAGGAAAGGGGGACGUGGUCUAGAGUUGCAGUUCACUUUUCAUUCGCAGAACUCG
Molecule: messenger RNA, 1226 nt
Organism: Cloeon dipterum
Lineage: Eukaryota; Metazoa; Arthropoda; Insecta; Ephemeroptera; Baetidae
Product: histone H1-III-like
Exons: 1
Coding region: 1-648 (215 amino acids)
Biological process (GO): chromosome condensation; negative regulation of DNA recombination; nucleosome assembly
Cellular component (GO): nucleus; nucleosome
Molecular function (GO): nucleosomal DNA binding; structural constituent of chromatin; double-stranded DNA binding
Source: RefSeq, a predicted model, not a curated record